UACUAGUGAGCUUCUCUUUCUCUGUGCAUGUAUUUGUUUUGUUGGUUUGUUUUUUUUAUACAUGGCCUAAUUCUUUGCCCUGCUUUGUAGCAUGGGCUGUCUUGUGGAUGAAGUAAUGUCUGUGGGUGGCCACAAGUUCUUUUUCUGGGGUGGGAGUUUGGGUUUUUAUUUUAUUUUUGGCCACAAUAUCUCUGCGAGGAGGUUCAGAGAGUGUUUGCUGUGGGUGUCAUUCCCGCGGGCUGCUCUUUCGGAGCACAUGGAAGAAUGGGGUGCCUUCUAGGCAGUAGAUCUCCUUCAUGGAAGAAUGGGGUGCUCUUAAGCAGUAGAUCUCCUUGUGUCGCGUGGAGAUUUUGUGGAAUUUGGCAUAGUUCUUGCAGUGGCCUCGCUGUAGCACUAGGACAUCAUCCGAUUCUGCAGGUUGCGCGGCAGGGGGAGGUUCAUGACACUCUUGGUGUUGCGUACAGAGCCUCAGAUCUUGGAGGAUGCAGGACCAUGCAGUGUGAGAGAUGGAUAUUGCCUUGCCUAGGCAGGGCAAGGGCAGAGUCGAUCCUGCCGCCUGGUUAUCGUCGAUGGACGGCAUCUUUAUCUACCGUCGAGCGUGUAGCAGCUGCUGCUGCUGAUGCAGCAGGGUUAACAGGGAGGCUACUGGUAGUUGUCUCCCAUUCCGGGCACUGUGCUCGGCAACUGCGUUUUUGCUCGCAGGAUCUGCUUGAUGUGUACAAGGCGGACAAUAAGUGUAACGGAGGUUGGCGCAGAUCCUGUUCCAGGUUCGGUCCCACAACCUCCGAUUCUCAGGCAGUUGAGGUGACGUCAACGAUGACUGGUUUUGCUGAAGAAUGCAAGAAUUCCAACGUGGAGUUGUCAGCAAAUGGAGAGAGCGCAACGUGCCAUGCAUCGACGAAGCCGAAAAAUCUCGUCAUGAGAGGGAGAAACGAAAAACUUGUGCCUGCCACAGCGGAAAAUGUAUGUGUCGCUGCGAGUGCUCUGGAGCAGGGAGAUGUAAUCGCGGUCCCAACUGACACGUUGUAUGGCUUAGCAGCUGACGCGCAGUCUGCAUCUGCCAUCUUCAAGCUGUAUGAGAUCAAGGGUCGGGAUCUGAAGAAUCCUCUCGCCAUCUGUGUCGGCAAUGUCGCGGAUAUUCCCUUCUACGGGGACACUCGCCAUUUGCCGGAGGGUCUUCUCGUGAAACUUCUUCCCGGGCCUGUAACUCUUAUACUCCCCCGGCAUGCCCUUAGCAGGCUUCAUCCUUCUCUUUGCCCCGGCGUGGCCGGGAUCGGGGUGAGGGUACCGGAUACGGCUUUUAUCCGGGACGUGGCGAGAAGUUUUGGAGGGGCCUUAGCAUUGACAAGUGCGAACGUGAGUGGUGGGCUCAGUCCCGUAAGCGUGAUGGAGUUUGAAUCUCUCUGGCAUCAUUGUACUCAUGUUUUCGAUGCGGGUACCAUUUGUGGAAAUAGCAGCGGUAGCGAGAGGGAGGGGUCCACAGUUGUCGAGCUUGUGGAACUGGGCAGGUACAGAAUCCUUCGUGCCGGGAGCGCCCGGGAUGAGACAGCUGCCAUCCUGAAAGAGUUUGGCUUGCAGGACGCCAAGCAGAAGUAACUCCUCUGGCAGGAUGGGUGUGGGUGGACAGACAGCAGACAGAAAGGAGGAGAGAGAUGAUGAAUCAGUUGUUCAUGGUCUAGGGUUUAG
Molecule: messenger RNA, 1686 nt
Organism: Chara braunii
Lineage: Eukaryota; Viridiplantae; Streptophyta; Charophyceae; Charales; Characeae
Source: the annotation of a GenBank genome assembly